Molecule: messenger RNA, 621 nt
Organism: Diutina rugosa
Lineage: Eukaryota; Fungi; Ascomycota; Pichiomycetes; Serinales; Debaryomycetaceae
Exons: 1
Coding region: 1-621 (206 amino acids)
Source: RefSeq, a predicted model, not a curated record
AUGUAUGCGGAAGAUAUUGUUUCCACGGUGCUAUUCGAGCUGGAGGUUCUGCUAUAUUCCAUACCUCCACAAGCCCCUUUUCACUUCACUACCAAUGUGUGGCACGGGAGGUUGCUGUUAAUCGAGCAGGAAUUGAUCACUGGGGAUAAUGACGACGCUGCACCAGCCACACAAAGAAAUGCGUAUGAUGGACUCCGUGCUAAGGUGGAAUUACACAACUCGGUAGUUUCAGAUGAAGGCAAUCCUGUGAAACAACUCUUCGGCGAAAUUUGGUACAAUCCAUCCGGAAAGUAUAAGGUAGCCAACGAUGGAGGAGAAACCAUUGAAGCUCUUGGACUGCGCGACUUCAAAUGCUUAGUACAGUUACCCUAUACAGGGUACCACUUCGGACUGCUUGAUUCAGAUGACCCUGAUAUUAUCAAAGACAAUGCUGAUGAACCUAAAGUGGUACAAGUUGCUUUAGGUGUCCGUUUCCAUUCGAUGGAUGCUGCCCUGAGUUUCAGUGAGUGGAUACUGAUAUACCGUCGUCGCUUCAACAACUAUCAGGAGCAGCUCAACUUUGACCAACUGCUAGAAGAAAUGAAUGACGAGUUUGGUGAAUUCAUGUCUUUUGAAAGUUGA